AUGAUCGAUGACGAUGAGGACGACUACGAAGGAUACUUCUUGCGCCCGGCCAACGAGUACAACAUCAAGGAGAAGAUUAUCCAGGCCAACCAGGAAUCAUUCGCGAUACCGACGCCACCAUCCCCGCGCCAUCCUGCCAACGGCGAGCGGCGUGUCACGUUCCGGGAGCAGCUGGUGGACUACGAACCGGAUGAGUACAGCAGCGAGGACGAUGGCGGGUAUGGCGGUGGCGGUGGAGGAACCGGUGACCAGCGUGAUGGGCGCACCGGAAGUCGCCGAAGAAACCUGGCCGUGAUCGAAACGGUCGCGGACGUACACCGGGACGCGGACGGCUCGCUGAGGGAUGCCGAAGCGCCGGACACGAUCAUCGAAGAACUCCACCUGGAGGACGAACAGGAACACCCGGUGGAUGGUGACGACGAAGGCGAGGAAGAGGUGGUCGAAGAGGAGCAACUAGACUACGACGAGGACGACGAGAAUGGGGUCGGCGCGGGCGAUCGGAUCGAGAAACAUAAGACUGGUGUCGAGGCGGAGUCGCUGGUAGUGUCGGAAAGUGAGGAGGAAAGUGCGGGUGUAGUGGAGGAAGUAGAGGAGGAGCAGGAGGUGGAGGAAGAGGAACCGACGGAUGGGUCCAGCAUGGACACGGAGAUCCACAAUCCGGAGAGUAGCGAAGAGAUCAGCAGCAGCCCGCUGAAGACGUACCGCAGUGAGGCCGAUUCCCGGUCUGGAUCGGGUGACUCUCAGGCCGAGGAUGGCCAGACCGGCGGGGGCACCACCGAGGUAGACGGGACACAAGAUCAGUACGAAGAUGAUGCGGAACGGAAUGACGGGGAAGCGGAACAGGAAGGAACGACAUCCAAGGCUGACGGAGAAGGCUCCGACGAUGAUGGGGGGCGACCAUUGGAAUCGCACCGGACACGCCGCUCGGCGAACUGUCGGCGCAAGUGCUGCCGGCACAAGAAGUCGUCCGGCGAGAAGCUGCCGUACUACAACGGUUUCCGGUCGGAGUACGGACUGUCGCGCGAGGAGCUGGAGGAGAAGAAACGGCGCCUGGAGGCGCGCCGACAGCGUGUCCGGGAACGGCAGCAGCGCCGCACGGCGGAACAACGCCAGAAGGCAGAAUCGAACGAGGAAGCGUUCUCCACCUGGCUGCAUGGGAAGCUACGGAACUCGAUCAACAAGCACCAGAACAUGUACGACGUAAGGCAGCAGAGCGUAGGGGCUGCUGGCAGCAAACAUCAGCAGCAGCAGCAGCAACAGCAGCAGCAGCUAUUGCAUCCACACCGUCGACGAAGGAACGCGGUCCAUCAGGUACACCACACCAUGCACCAGAUUUCCUACGGCUGA
Anopheles cruzii is the source of this 1347-nucleotide messenger RNA. RefSeq lists its product as uncharacterized. Lineage: Eukaryota; Metazoa; Arthropoda; Insecta; Diptera; Culicidae. The transcript has 2 exons. Bases 1 to 1347 code for a protein of 448 amino acids. Gene Ontology annotation, molecular function: microtubule binding. The record is from RefSeq and is a predicted model, not a curated record.